CUUUCAUUCCGAAGCCCCGAGAUCGGAACCUCUGUUUUCGGCCUCGCGUCCGCCCGGAAGAAGAUAUAAUACACACUUCUGCUUCCGGUCCGUGCCCUUGGGGCUCCGUGUCCUGUGGGCCUUCCCUCCACCGCUUGGUCUGCAUCCGGGGAACAUGGCGGCGGCCGCGAGGGCCUGGUGGCGGGGGCUCGUGGGGGCCGUGGCGCUGCCCAGGGUGGCCGGGCGACCCUCGGCGCUGUUGCUGCCGGCUAGGAGGGAAGGCGCCGCGGCCGACACGCGCCCCACUGUCAGACCACAGAAUGAUAUGGCCCACAAACAGCUCUCAGCUUUUGGAGAGUAUGUGGCUGAAAUCCUGCCCAAGUAUGUCCAACAAGUUCAGGUGUCCUGCUUCAAUGAGUUAGAGAUCUGUAUCCAUCCUGAUGGAGUCAUUCCAGUACUGACUUUCCUCAGGGAUCACACCAACGCACAAUUCAAAUCCUUGGCGGACUUGACGGCAGUGGACAUCCCGACCCGGCAGAACCGUUUUGAGAUUGUUUACAACCUGCUGUCUCUGCGCUUCAACUCCCGGAUCCGUGUGAAGACCUAUACAGAUGAGCUGACACCCAUUGAGUCCACUGUCUCUGUGUAUAAAGCAGCCAACUGGUAUGAGAGGGAGAUCUGGGACAUGUUUGGAGUCUUCUUUGCUAACCACCCUGACCUAAGAAGGAUCCUGACAGACUAUGGCUUUGAGGGACAUCCUUUCCGGAAAGACUUCCCCUUGUCUGGCUACGUUGAGUUACGCUAUGAUGAUGAAGUGAAGCGGGUGGUGGCUGAGCCAGUGGAGUUGGCCCAAGAGUUCCGCAAGUUUGACCUGAAUAGUCCAUGGGAGGCUUUCCCUGCCUAUCGCCAGCCCCCUGAGAGUCUCAAGCUUGAAGCAGGAGACAAGAAACCCGAAACCAAGUAGCUCCAGGGAAGGCAUAUGGAUCCUGGAAAGCGCCUUAUCUAUAAUUGAGUGUCCGUGUAAAUAAAAUCCUACUUAGACUCACCA
Molecule: messenger RNA, 1027 nt
Organism: Molossus molossus (Pallas's mastiff bat)
Lineage: Eukaryota; Metazoa; Chordata; Mammalia; Chiroptera; Molossidae
Gene: NDUFS3
Product: NADH:ubiquinone oxidoreductase core subunit S3
Exons: 7
Coding region: 155-943 (262 amino acids)
Molecular function (GO): NADH dehydrogenase (ubiquinone) activity
Source: RefSeq, a predicted model, not a curated record